UGUAAAAACUAUGAAAACUUUUAUUUUAUGUCUAAUCCCUAUGAUCACGGAGCUUCUCCAUUUAUGCACCUAAGUGAGAGAGAGAGAGAGAGAGUGAAACUCUUCCAAAGAAGCAGAAGAAUAAUGUUCCAAAGAAGGUGCAUUGUGGUAACAAUAACAUAUGUAUUAUUUGGAUGCAUUAUUGUGGAUCAUGGAAGAGCAACAAUGGUGAAUCUCACACUCCAAGGACAACAUCCAAACCCUGAAGCUCUUGUUACACAACUUCAUAGUAAGAUUAAUGCUUCAAUAGCAAGAAGGGAGAUGUUAGCAUCAUCAUCAUCAUCAUGCCUAACAGGGAACCCCAUUGAUGAUUGCUGGAAAUGUGACCCAAAUUGGGCCCAAAACAGACAAAGGCUAGCCGAUUGCGCAAUUGGGUUCGGUCAAAACGCAAAGGGGGGAAAAGGUGGCGAGUUCUACAUAGUAACCGAUUCGUCGGACAAUGAUGCUGUAAACCCUAAACCCGGAACCCUAAGAUAUGCCGUGAUUCAAAAUGAGCCACUUUGGAUAGUGUUUCCUAGUAACAUGAUGAUUAAGCUUUCACAAGAACUCAUCUUCAAUAGCUUCAAGACCAUUGAUGGGCGUGGUGCUGAUGUGCACAUUGUUGGUGGAGGGUGCAUUACUCUUCAAUAUAUUAGCAAUGUUAUCAUACAUAACAUUCACAUUCACCAUUGUCACCCCUCAGGUAAUGCUAUGGUGCGAUCGAGUCCAGAGCACUAUGGAUACCGCACUGAAUCGGACGGUGAUGGCAUAUCCAUAUUUGGAUCGCAUGACAUCUGGAUCGAUCACUGCACUCUAUCUCGUUGCAAGGAUGGGCUUAUUGAUGCAGUUAUGGGCUCAACUGCCAUCACUGUGUCCAACAACCACUUUUCUCAUCACAAUGACGUAAUGCUCUUGGGCCAUAGUGACCACUACUUACCUGACUCAGCCAUGCAGGUUACCAUUGCCUUUAACCAUUUCGGCGAAAAACUCGUCCAGCGCAUGCCACGUUGCAGGCUAGGAUAUGUUCACAUAGUCAAUAACGACUUCACUGCUUGGCAGAUGUAUGCGAUCGGGGGCAGUGGAUCCCCUACUAUUAAUAGUCAGGGGAAUCGAUACACUGCUCCCGACAACUCAUUUGCCAAGCAAGUGACAAAGCGGUUGGAUGUCGGGGAAGGCGAGUGGACAGGGUGGAAUUGGAGGUCAGAAGGGGAUGUGAUGGUGAAUGGAGCAUUCUUUGUUCCAUCAGGGGAAGGUGCUGAGGUUAAGUAUGAGAAGGCUUAUAGUGUGGAGCCUAAGUCUGCUGAUCGCAUUUCAUUGCUUACUAUGUCUGCUGGAGUUCUUGGUGUGGCUAGGGACAAUAACCUUGGCAUGUGGACUAGAGGACCCAACGAUGGUGGCAGUUAUAUUUCAACAAACGGUCCAGAAUUCACUGAUGAAAUGUCAAAGGCUGCAAUGCUGUUUCCACCUUCACAUACUUUCACAUUUGUAUCUGUUCUUGUUACAAUGCUCUGCUUGUUAUCUCACACAAUUACUCCCCUAAUAACAUUAGUACUAUAACAA
Messenger RNA from Arachis duranensis, 1578 nucleotides. Its product is annotated as probable pectate lyase 12. Gene Ontology annotation, molecular function: pectate lyase activity. Bases 28 to 1575 code for a protein of 515 amino acids. NCBI's taxonomy places the organism in Eukaryota, Viridiplantae, Streptophyta, Magnoliopsida, Fabales, Fabaceae. The transcript has 5 exons. The record is from RefSeq and is a predicted model, not a curated record.